AUGGAGUGGACAAAUGAUUUUACUAUCAAGUUUUUGGAAUUUUAUCAGAGCGAACCUUGUUUGUGGGAUCCCUCUGACGAAAAUCAUAAAAGAAAGGAGAAAUUAGCUGACGCCUGGAAUCGAAUCUCUGAAUCUACAGGCAAAUCUGUGGCAGAAUUAAAGAAGAAAAAAGAUUCUUUAAUGGCCACUUUCCGGGGUCACUUAAGAAGGAAAAAGGCGUCCAUUAGGAGCGGUGCUGGGGGCGAUGAUAUUUACAAGCCUAUAUGGUUUGCAUACAGCUUUAUGGAAACUUUUCUUGGUCAAAUAUAUGACUGCCACCCUACCAUAAACAGUCAAGACACGUAUAUAUCGUCAUUUGCAUUUCUUUUCAGCACAACGGGCAAUUUCGACUCGGACACUUCAGAGGAAGAGGGCCACAACAAAUCUGACAUAGCCACAACUUCAGCGUUAUCACUAUCAGAAUCCCAUUCACCCAUUUCAUCCCCACACCCAGAAAACUCAUCAACUCCAAAACCUAGUCGACCUGCCAAGAUGACUCCUUUUCAAGAAUCCCUUAUAAAAAAUCUCAGUCAGGCAUCAUCAUCGAUUACCCAAGCCAGAGUUGACGAAGAUGCAGAUCGUUUGUACCUACUUUCUUUACUUCCGGAUUACAAAGCGUUAUCUCCGGGGCAAAAGUGGGCAUUCCGUGAACACUAUAUAUCGUCAUUUGCAUCUCUUUUCAGCACAACGGGCAAUUUCGACUCAGACACUUCAGAGGAAGAGGGCCACAACGAAUCUGACAUAGCCACAACUUCAGCGUUAUCACUAUCAGAAUCCCAUUCACCCAUUUCAUCCCCACACCCAGAAAACUCAUCAACUCCAAAACCUAGUCGACCUGCCAAGAUGACUCCUUUUCAAGAAUCCCUUAUAAAAAAUCUCAGUCAGGCAUCAUCAUCGAUUACCCAAGCCAGAGUUGACGAAGAUGCAGAUCGUUUGUACCUACUUUCUUUACUUCCGGAUUACAAAGCGUUAUCUCCGGGGCAAAAGUGGGCAUUCCGUGAACACGUAGGAUACUUUUUCCGUCAAACUUUCGUACCUCCAGAUCUACGCCUCCUCUGUCAUUCCAAAACUACCGAACCACUUCAACACAUUGUCCUCAAUACUCCUAUCAAGAACAUAGUUCACUACCUUUCUCUCAUAACAUAA
Messenger RNA from Acanthoscelides obtectus, 1185 nucleotides. NCBI's taxonomy places the organism in Eukaryota, Metazoa, Arthropoda, Insecta, Coleoptera, Chrysomelidae. The record is from the annotation of a GenBank genome assembly.